Eutrema salsugineum is the source of this 639-nucleotide messenger RNA. RefSeq names its product aspartate--tRNA ligase 1, cytoplasmic-like. Gene Ontology annotation, biological process: aspartyl-tRNA aminoacylation. The transcript has 7 exons. Gene Ontology annotation, cellular component: aminoacyl-tRNA synthetase multienzyme complex; cytoplasm; cytosol. Lineage: Eukaryota; Viridiplantae; Streptophyta; Magnoliopsida; Brassicales; Brassicaceae. The coding region runs from base 1 to 639 and encodes 212 amino acids. Gene Ontology annotation, molecular function: ATP binding; aspartate-tRNA ligase activity; RNA binding. The record is from RefSeq and is a predicted model, not a curated record.
AUGUCGAACAAGGAACCUUCAAUUGGCAAGGAGCUUGAACUCAAGAAACAAGCAACUAUAGCUUUCUUCAGCAUAAUGUCUCGUACCACAUUUACACUUAAGGAGCUCCUAUUAUCGAAAGGUUUUAUCGAGAUCACAGAGAUCACGCCGAUAAUUAUGGGUGAUAGUAGUGAAGGGCAGCCUCUUUGUGUGCUAGAGACCCCUCAUCAUUACGAGAAGAUAUUAAUGGACAUGCCUCUAUUCACUAAGAUAAAGGAGACGUUUCCAAAGGAACUCGAAGUUAUCAGAAAUCAUCAUCCUUUUAAAACAUUGAAGGAUGUUGGUGAGGAGGUUGAUCCUUAUGAAUAUUUAGACACAAUAUCAGAGAGAAAACUUAGCCAGCUCAUUGAAGAAAAGUACAACACUAAAUUUUACAUGCUGCAUCGCCUCCCUCUGGAAGGUAGCCCAUUUUAUAUCAUGCCUUGUGCAGAUGAUCCUCGUUACGGCAACUCAUUUGCUGUCUUCUUGAGAGGCAAGAUCAUAUCAGGAGGCCAAUGUAUCAAUGACCCAAAAGUGGUUGAAAAACGCUUGAGAAAAUGCAAGCUUAAAGUCUCCAAUUACACUAAGUUAUUCAGGGAUGGUACUGAUCCACAUGGUUGA